Messenger RNA from Oenanthe melanoleuca, 1401 nucleotides. RefSeq names its product erythroblast NAD(P)(+)--arginine ADP-ribosyltransferase-like. The transcript is spliced from 3 exons. Gene Ontology annotation, molecular function: NAD+-protein-arginine ADP-ribosyltransferase activity; NAD+ poly-ADP-ribosyltransferase activity. The record is from RefSeq and is a predicted model, not a curated record. Bases 308 to 1273 code for a protein of 321 amino acids. NCBI's taxonomy places the organism in Eukaryota, Metazoa, Chordata, Aves, Passeriformes, Muscicapidae.
GCCCUGAAUCCCCUUUUAUGGCUCCCCAGGGCAGUAAAAUAAUUUCCUAAAAAGAGACGGAGCCGUGCAAAGUGUUUACGGGAAAAGCCCUGUGUCUGUGUUAGCUACACAGCUCAUUUUAACGAAUAUUUGUAAUUAGUGUGGAUAAAUACCCUGUGCAAAGUUCCCCAGAGCUGCAGGAGCAGGAGAGAUCUGCUGUGAGUCCGAGCUGAUAAAGAAUUCCGGCUCUCUGGUACCUCCAGCUGUGCCAGGGAGUUCACUCCGGCUGAUUUCGUGUCCACACUGGUUCCUGUGGCCUCUCCCCUCCAUGGCCCUCCUGGCUCUCACCCUGGCUCUGCUGGCAAUGACCAUGGCCACUAUGGCCAUAAUGGAGAAGCCGCUGGACAUGGCCCUGGACUCCUUUGAUGACCAGUACCGGGGCUGUCGCUCUGCCAUGAUGGAGAAGUUGCCAGCCCUGAACCACUCUGAGUUCCAGAAGAAUCCUCUGUUCGCCAAGGUCUGGCCAAAGGCCGUGCACUUGUGGAAAGUUCAGGGAUCCCCUCAGUACCCUCUGUCAUCCUCAGACCAGGCCAUCGCCCUCAUGGCCUACACCAUGAAUGACCUGUACCAGCAGUUCAACAACAAUGUGAGCGUGGCCGGGCGCUCCCCCCAGACAUACCGGGACAACUUCCACUUCAAAACUCUGCAUUUCCUGCUGACCGACGCCCUGGCCACGCUGAGGGUCGAUCAGGGACAGAAAUGUCACUGUGUGUUCCGGGGGGUGGAUGACUACAAGUUCAAGGCGAAUGUUGGUGACACCGUCCGGUUCGGUCGAUUCGCGUCGUCGUCUCUUUGCAGAGGUGUCGCCAAAUAUUUUGGGAGCACCACGGAGUUCGUGGUGAGGACGUGUCACGGCGCUGACAUCAAGAACUUCUCCAACUUUGAGCAUGAGAAGGAAGUGCUGAUCCCACCCUUUGAGAAGUUCAAGGUCACCAAAGUCAUCGAGGGAACGGGGAACGUCCAGAUCCACCUCGACUCCAUCGGGACCUACAGCAAAUACAACUGUGGGAGCGUCUCCAGAGCCCUCGCCAUCUCAUCCUGGUCAUCACAGCCCUGGCAAUGGCCACAGGGAUCCUCAGAGCCACAAAGCCUCGAAGAUAUCUGUGGUCACUGUUACAACAAGGACAGCCAGAGAAACAAGGCCACCAAGUCUACCAAGGCCACCAUAGUUACUAUGGCCACCUUGGCCACCAUGGCCUCCGUGUGGUCACUGUGGCCACCACUGGCACUGUGACCACUGCAUCCACCACAGCCACUCUGGCCACAGUGCCACAAGGACAUUGUGCAAAACUAUUGUAUAUAAUACUUACAUCAGAAAAAUUGUAUCAAGUCACUUCUAUUAAAUUGUUCUAUCACAACAAA